UCAUGACGCAGUGGCGGGUCCAGUUCGCGAUCAAAUAUCACGUCUUGGACUGCUUUUUUCGGAUCGCUCCGCAAGACGAACGACUGCCACGGACGUGUGCGUGACUCAUCAUGAAUUCGGCUCAUACGGACUUGUGCGUUGAACCUACCUGCAUUCAACCUGGGUCACACGAACGUUGCCGUGGGUUCGUGCAGCCAGCCUGCUCACACUGUCACGCGAGCCACUCACGGGCCCCCAAACAAAUCCACGCGCUAUGUUGGCGAUCUGCAAGGUAGACGGCUAAUCACCAGGCCUGAGCUACCAAGAAUAAAAAAAACACGAAUGGAGACCGAGAAGAGUGGUCAUAAAGAGGAGGAGGAGGAGGAGGAGGAGGAGGAGGAGGAAGCUGGAAGAGGAAGUGGAGGAGGCCAUGUGGCCAUCUGUCAAAAAGGUUAUGCUGUGAGAACAGAACGUCAUUCAACCAUAGGUAGUAAAUCACAAGACAGCGCGCCGGGCAUGCCCCGCCGCCAAGCCAGACAGCAAACAUGUGUCGGGCGUAGCCCUCGACGCAUGCACAUGCACAUGCCAACGUCGUAUGUACUGGUUGCGUCAUGGCUUGCGCGUUCGCCGCCCGACGAUAAAACGGCCGCCUCACGAGCGCGGCUAGUGCGUGUGGCCGGGCGCGAGCUUGGCCCGGCACGAGUUCGGCCUGGUGCGAGUUCGGCCAGGCGCGAGGUCGGCCAGGCGCGAGUCUUCCAGCCUGCGGAGGAGGCCAAGCCGAGGGAGAGUGCCAGAGCCGCCGGGUGCGAGUUCGGCUGGGCGCGUUCUCGGCCGGGUGCGAAUUGUUCUGCCCCUGGAGGAGGCAGGGCCGGGGGAGAAUGCAUGAGCCGCUGGGUGCCAGUUCGGCGGGGUGCGACUGAGCUCGGACGCCGGCUCGCGCCGUCGCGGGAGGGCCCGAGCCCGAGGUCAGCUGAGUCCGAUUCUGGGUAUUCCCGGAUGACAACCCCAGGAGCCCGUCCUUGCCUCCCCGCAUCCUUCGCCGCGCCCACCCUCACACGCACAGUGCCAGGCUGGUUGCCACGAAAGCCCACAGCAGUGGGAAGAGGAGGUGCCCCUGCGCGAAGGAGACGCCAGCAGAGCUGAUCAGAUCCAGGUGGUCAUUGGAGGAGACGUUUGCGAAGAAGAGGGCGACGUAGUUUAUGGCGAAGAGGCUGUACAGCGUGCCCAGCACGUAGACGAGGGCGUCCCGCCUGCGCCACCUCCCUAGCUGCAGCUCCCACUCUCGACAUCCCUCCGUUGGAACUCGCACGAAGUGACGCUGGUGCGCCAGUUUGAUGAUGGAUAGAGGGAUGCUCGCCAAGAGCGCAGAGACCACACCGACUGCGAUCAACUCUCCAAGCGCCUGCCACAUGCAAUCGUCGCCAUGGUCGUCACACUCCGCGUUGCACUCCUCGGGCGAGUCCUUCGCCAGAGCCCCCCCUGUGCUCGCGAAGAAGAACGUAGCGAUCAUCACGGCCCCCGUCAGCUCGCAGCCGAGCAGCAAUACCCUCAUGGAUCUCCUCAUGAUGAUGCUUCGCACAAAGACCGCCCCGACGGGACAGUUGAUCAGGAAAGAUAGCAUCAACGUGCGAGCCGCGUGGCACCGCGAGCAGCGACGCCGAAGCGCGCUCUCACGGGCCGCCCGCACCCUGCCGACCAUCUCGGCCAGCAUGUCGUGCCGCCGCUUGGCCUCGGCGACGCUGCCCUCGGCAGCGGAGCCAGCGAGGGUGCGCAGCGCAGCGCCCUCACUGUCCAGCUCGCCCGGCGCCGGGGGCUCCAGCUCCUUCUGGACCUCUGGGCUGAGCAGGAAGUCCACAUCUCUGGGGUGCAUGAGCAGAGACGCGCACACCCGAUUCGUCGCGUUCCACUCGGCCAGCGUUUUGGCCAGAUCCUUGAGGCCGAACUUGCCCCUGAGAAGUUCCCACACGAAACUGACAAAAACCUCGACGGUUUGCAGGACGCCGUCGACGCACUUGGUGACGAUGCUGACGACUUCCAAGAGCGCGCCCUGCAACAGCUCCUCGCAAGACGCCUUUGUGUCCUGAUGGACCGCCUGGCGGACAGACUGCAACGACCCCACGGCGGUUGUAUAGCUGGCCAUUGACGAUGUAGCUGCCACCGCGUGGCCUUGACUGCUCUGACUGCUCGCGACGCUGCCGUCUGACCUUUUCUUGCAGAACUCCUUGCGCAACGCCUCCGUAACGGGCGUGUGAUCGGUGCCGCGCGGAACUGUCCGAGGCGCGCCCGCCGCGGCGCGGUCCUCGGCACCCACUGCCCUGCAGCUCGAACUUUCCAAGCAGAAAUGCUUGCGCAGAACCUCCGUGACGUUUGCGCGCUCGGCACCGAGCAGGGUCACCGGGGGCGCGCCCGUCGUCUCGGUGUGGUAUCCGUCCGCCCGCGUCGUCGGGCAGGCGACGGGUUCCCGCGCGAGCUCGGGAACGACGAACUCCCUCGUGCCCCAGCGGCCCGCCCGCUCGUCCCUGACGUCGCACGCGUGCGCGAUCAACAGCAUGGCGAUGUACAAUAACAUCACACACUGCAGCAAAACCGAGCCCGCGGAGUCCAACCAGUCGCCAGUCCACAACUCCACGUAGGACUCUGCUGACAGCAGGCUGGCCUGGCUGCACUCGAGCGAGCUCACGAAGCCCUUCAGUAUGGCCCCGAAAACUGUGAGGUGUGUGGUAGCGCACCGCAGCGUGCCGUCAGCGAGGCGCGUAGUUGCCAUGCCCUCGGAGCUCCAUUUCAGCAUGGCUUCGUCGAAAUCCGCGCAAGCAAGGCCGUCGCUCACGUUCGGCAGGUCGAUGAAGAUCGGAUCUGGGAGGCCUGUCACUGACAGGGUCGAACCGUCCUCGACAGACUUCAGGGAGAUGCUGAUCGCGCCCUCUACCUGCAUGCCUGGAGCUCCCGCGGGCACGGCCGAUGCGGGGAGGUUCGCGGCCAAGACCAGCGCUCUCUCAACUCCGACGGCGUCAAAUAGCGACGUGGGUAGACCCACUUCCACGCCAGUCGCAGCACUCACGUCUGGCAGUGGGAUACGCCCGUCGAUGGCAUCGCUCACGCUUGCCUUGGUGACAGUGAGCUCUAUUCCCUCAAUCGUCGUCGUUAUGCUUGACAAGUUCGAUGCGAUCAGCUGGAAAGCAACAAUGUCCUCCGCCUUUGCGAUGUCCGCGAGCGUCGCCAUCCCAGGAAUGGCCACAACGGGAAUCGUCAUCAUAGGAGCGGCGGUGAUCACAAAUUCAGCGCUCCAAUCAGCGGCAGCCAUAGCAUUGUCAGUUUGGACUUUGAUAUCGGUUGCAGCUCCAGCAAGCGUGGAAUAAAUGACAGCGGAAGCAUUUUCGUCGGUGACCCGAAUCGUGAAGCUAAUCUUCACAGAGACUGCGCCCGACAUUUCGUCAAUUACAGUGAAACCCGUAAUUGAAAUGUCAGACGCUGGCACGGACAAAACAGCAGACAAACCAGAUAAUUUGCCGGCUUUGUAGGCCGUUGAAGACAUGAGAUCUGACGACGUCACGCCUGAUGGAAGAGUUUCGUCUGCAAUGUACCAGCCAGUUACCGUGAACACAUCUGUGGGAAUAGCGUCCGUCGUCUGGCAGAGACACCCGCCACAAUCACAUCCAGCAUCACUCUCAAGCAAUGCACAAGUCCAAGGUCGGCCUUCAGCAGACUGCGAGCCAAUUUCUAUACGUUCGUCGCACGUCGAACCAUAACAUGUGUUUGGACACGCCGGCCCUGGAGUAGGCUCUGAAGUGGGUACCUCGGUGGGCUGUGGAGUACGUUGAGCUGUAGGUGAUGCGGCCGUCGGCGCGGGCGUAGGCGCUUGCGUUGCUGGCGUCGGAGGCGAUGCUGUUGGUGCCAGAGUUGGGGCCACUGUUGGUGCCAGGGUGGGUGUUGGCGCUAGUGUUGGCGCCGACGUUGGAGCCCACGUCGGUACCAGGGUCGGGUCUAGCGUCGGCGCAGGCGUAGGCGCUGGCGUUGGUGCCACUGUUGGUGACAGGGUUGGUGCCGCUGAUGGUGUGAAGGUCGGCGCCGACGUCGGCGUGACCGUAGGCGCCAGCGUUGGUGCCCGUGUUGGUGCUGGGGUCGGUUCCAGCGUCGGCAUUGGCGUAGGCGCUGACGUUGGCGCUGACGUUGGUGCCAGUGUUGGAUCUGGUGUUGGAGCCACUGUUGGUGCCAGGGUCGGUUCCGGCGUAGGCGCUGGCGUUGGCGCUGGCGUUGGCGCUGGCGUUGGCGCCAGCGUUGGUGCCAGGGUUGGUGCCAGUGUUGGUGUGGGGGUCGGUUCCAGCGUCGGCAUUGGCGUAGGCGCUGACGUUGGCGCUGAUGUUGGUGCCAGUGUUGGAUCUGGUGUUGGAGCCACUGUUGGUGCCAGGGUCGGUUCCAGCGUAGGCGCUGGCGUUGGCGCUGGCGUUGGCGCUGGCGUUGGCGCCAGCGUUGGUGCCAGGGUUGGUGCCAGUGUUGGUGUAGGGGUCGGCUCCAGCGUCGGCAUUGGGGUAGGCGCUGACGUUGGCGCUGAUGUUGGUGCCAGUGUUGGAUCUGGUGUUGGAGCCACUGUUGGUGCCAGGGUCGGUUCCGGCGUAGGCGCUGACGUUGGCGCUGAUGUUGGUGCCAGUGUUGGAUCUGGUGUUGGAGCCACUGUUGGUGCCAGGGUCGGUUCCGGCGUAGGCGCUGGCGUUGGCGCUGGCGUUGGCGCUGGCGUUGGCGCUGGCGUUGGUGCCAGGGUUGGUGCUGGCGUCGGCCCAGGCGUAGGCGCAAGCGUUGGAGUUGGUGUUGGUGCCAGUGUUGGCGUGGGGGUCGGUUCCAGCGUCGGCAUUGGCGUAGGCGCUGGCGUUGGCGCUGGUGUUGGUGCUCGUGUUGGAGCCGGUGUUGGAGCUAAUGUCCCCAGCGUCGGCGGUGGCGGAGGCGCUGGCGUUGGUGCCGGCGCCGUCAGUUCAGAAGGUCCAUGCUCGAAUAAACCACACGGUCCAAACUGGAUGUCGUACAGCUCGCCGCAGUAAUUUCCAUAAACUUUGCCUGAGUUCCAAGCAUGGAUCACAUUUUGCGGUAUGUUCACGUUAAAUGACGAGUGAAACCGCGAUCCGACUGCAUUCCCGCCAUUAUCCACCAAACACAUGUGCACAUUGCCGCCUUGAUGGGUCGGAAAGAUGAAACUGUCAAAGCUGAGCUUAUGAGCCAACGUGGUCGGCCAUCCUUUCCAAUGUCCCGAAGAAACAGUAAUGCCACUGAUUGGGCAAGUGACUGGAAUCGUUUGUGCCGUCGUCCGGCGGACGUCCGCGCGGAGGACGGUCGUGUCCGCCGUCAGCGCCAUCUGUCGGCUGGUUUUUUGGGGCGGAGUCGAGGCAUUGAGCUCUGAAAUUGUCGCGUUCGCCGACGCCCUUCGAGCUUCGCGUUCAGAGGUCGGCGCAACUGUCGGAGGCGGUGCCAGCGCGGAGCUCAGUCGGGCCACGGUCGUGGGCCCGACAACCAAAAGCAAGAGCAUAGCGCCCAUCAUAGUGCCACCGACUCAAAGCCUCAGCUGCUGCCGACUCAAGGCCUCGGCUGCCUUAAAGUGGCCAAAACGAUUGGGCUUGGCUCGAGCCA
Molecule: messenger RNA, 5592 nt
Organism: Prorocentrum cordatum
Lineage: Eukaryota; Dinophyceae; Prorocentrales; Prorocentraceae
Source: the annotation of a GenBank genome assembly